Molecule: messenger RNA, 4786 nt
Organism: Patiria miniata (bat star)
Lineage: Eukaryota; Metazoa; Echinodermata; Asteroidea; Valvatida; Asterinidae
Product: semaphorin-2A-like
Exons: 19
Coding region: 213-2381 (722 amino acids)
Biological process (GO): semaphorin-plexin signaling pathway; axon guidance; negative regulation of axon extension involved in axon guidance
Molecular function (GO): chemorepellent activity; semaphorin receptor binding
Source: RefSeq, a predicted model, not a curated record
UUCACCUUUUUUUGUGAACUGCUUGCUCAGCCUGAACGGUUCAGACACAACGCAGCAGACUCCAUACACACCGUACAAGUAUCAGCUAACACAGCGCCUAAGUAAGUAAAGGCAGAAACGAAAUAUUACACACUUCACUUCUGACUACAGUCGAACCAUUUUGCGCAACCACACCUUGAACACUGUUGUCACUAUAACUACCUUCAUUUACGAUGACCCGCACAAGACUACUUUUGCGUUCCCGUUCAGCUGUGUUGUUGACAGCUAUGUACGUGGCUGUCUUCUUCAGUGACUACCAACAUGCAGCAGCAGUCAAGCUGGACAGAACGGGCAGCUGCUGGGAGACUGUUGAUAGUAGUUUUUUGGAUGCCACAAGUGACACCAGUGCCCCGUCUGGCCAGCCAGCCUACCAAAUCCUCAAUAAGAUUGAUGAGAACGUCUACAUUGGAGCCAAUGAAACACUCAUGAGGGUUUUUCUUGCAAACAACAAAGUGGCAAUGGAGAAGAUUGAUACGCUGGCAACAAUGGAACCCACAGGCCUUGUCAUAACUUGUGCAACGAAAAAUCCAACCACUCAAGAGAUUGUCUGUUGGAACUUCAUACGUAUUGCAGAACAAACUAGUUCCGGUGAUCUCCUUGUGUGUGGCACUAAUGCAGAAAGUAGGCUGUGUUACCGGUGCCCAAACGCCUCUCUAGCUGAGUGCACUCAAUUAACUACAAAUUAUACAGCACUGGCUCCGGUUCCUCAAAAAUACAAUAUUAAUGCAGCGGCAGCUAUAUUCAAGAGUGGCAAUGGGGAUAUGUUCUAUGGUGGGGGUGCAGCAGCAAACACCUUCAGCAGAUUUUCUGUAAACGCAGAGUUAAGCGCCACUAAGCCCAUCAAUUUUGAGCUAGAUACAGUCACUGUCGGAGAAGGGUUUAUCAAGGAACCAACCUUUAUAGGGAGACCCUUUGAUUACACUCACGAUGACGGUAACGAGUACGUGUUUCUGAUCUACCGUGAAACUGCACUGGAAUACACCGCUGGGACCAAAGUGUACUCACGCAUAGCCAGAGUGUGCAAGAAUGAUACAGGAGGCACCGUCAACACAAAGAAGUUUGUCACCUUCAUCAAGGCUCGUUUGGAAUGCUCCGUUCCCGAUGGUAAUGAGCCGGCAUUUGAAUAUGAUUAUAUUCAGGAUGUUGUCUGGGAUGCCAAUAAUCAGAGCGUGUAUGCAGUAUUUACCAAUCAAGAAAAUGGCCCCGUGUCGUCAGCCCUUUGCCAGUACAGGAUGGAGGAUAUCAUGAAUCUGUUCGAUAACGGUAAUUUCCUGCAACAGAAUGAUGGCGAUGUCAACGCUCUGUGGAAGCUAGCGAAUCCGCAACCGAACCCUAGGCCUGGGAAGUGUUCUGAAGUCCACGACACUGACUACCCUCCGCUGCUACAUAAGUUGGUGCCCAGCUAUAACGCCAAGGAACGAACUGGAGGAACUCAACAAACACCACCAUCCAAUUUUCCCACAUCAGAUCCGCCCAUACUUAACGUGGACGAUGUUCGCUUCACCAGCCUGGCUGUCGAUUUGGCUGUCGAUUUGGCUGUCGACUCUUCUGCAGUGUACUUCGUUGGAACAAGUGCUGGAAGUUUGAUCAAAUUUACGACAGAAGUAUGCGACGGAGUUAACACGAUAACAAGUGUUGAGCUUGCAGGAUUCAAUGCCAACGGUCCCAUAAAUGGGCUGGAAUUGUUGAGGAGUGCGGAUUCUGCUGCCACUUUCCUGGUGGGCACAUCCGAUGUCCAAGCCUCCAUCGAAUGGCCCUUGAACACCGAAUGCCAAUCAGCACGAGAUGAAUCGGAGUGUGCGCUCAGGUACCCUUACUGUAAUUACACUGAAGCCGGAUGCUCAUGUACCGCAAAUAACUGCACCAAUGACCCGCCUACAGAGUUUUCUGACAAUGUACUGACAGUGUUCCCCAACUCGAGUGUAUCGGCCUGCCUGAACGACCACGUGUACUGGUUUUGCCAUCUAGACAAUGACAACACGAUUGUCGAGUCUGCUGUUGUCACUCUGAAAUGGGAUAUAACGGAAAGUGAGGAGAUCAAGAUGACACCUAUAUAUACUAAUGAACUGGUACAAUUGGACGUUAUUGUGAAGAACAGCACCGUAGGGAGCUACAGCUGCACGACGGAUGUUGGAGGCAGAGUGGUGACUAAACAAGUUGAACUCGCUAUGAAAACGGACUGCUUAACAUGUGACAAUCUAAGUGCACGCUUGAAAGAGUAUAACACUCUUAAAUCGCAGAAUGAGGCUUUGCACAUGAUGUAUGGCAACGGAAAUGAAAUGUGUUCUGUGAAACGCCAGGAUUGCGCAACUGUGGACUUAACAUGUCCAACGUCGCCAUAAUAACUUUUUCUUCAACAUUGUGCAUUUAUAAAUGUAUGAAGGUUGGCAUGUUUAUUUUGUUUUUUAAGUUUAAGUUUAUUCGCAAACACAAUCGGUGGGAAUAAUCCAGAACUGCAACAAAAAAAAGAUCAGUUUUUCUGGAGCUGCUGUGUACAUAAAUUGGCCAAGCGCAGAAAAUCUAAGCUGCAACUUGUGGUAGGCUAUUUAUUUUUUUGCUUGGGCAUUUGGUCUGUUGGAAAGUCUUAAGUACAGUCAAUUCUAUAUUCGUACUACAUCUGUGUAUAUACUAAACUUUUCAGUUUUUGCUGGGGUAUUUGGUCUAUUGGAAAGUCUUAAGUACAGUCUAUUCUAUAUCGUACUACAUUUGUGUAUAUACUAAACGUUUCAGUUUUUGCUGGGGUAUUUGGUCUGUUGGAAAGUCUUAAGUACAGUCAAUUCUAUAUCGUACUACAUUUGUGUAUAUACUAAACUUUUCAGUUUUUGCUGGGGUAUUUGGUCUAUUGGAAAGUCUUAAAUACAGUCAAUUCUAUAUUCGUACUACAUACAGUACUAAACUUUUCAGUUUUUGCUUGGGUAUUUGGUCUUGGACAGUCAGUUCUAUAGUCGUACUAAACUAUAGUCGGAUGUAUCGUAUAUGUGCAUAAAUUUCCUACGCAGAGAACGCAGCUUGUACACAAAGGUUGACUGCAUAAAUGCAAAAACCAUCACCUUCCAUGAUACACCGAAUUAUAUUAUGUAAUUUGUUGGAGAUUGUACUUUGAUUUUGUUGAUUUGAUUUUGAUAGCUUCGGCAUUCUUGUACAUUCUUGUACAGCCCUUUUACAACUUCUUAUACUUCAAUGCAACUUGUUUAGUUUAUCCAAAAACCUCUGCCAUGUAACUUUUAAUAUUUCUUUGAAUUACUUACUGCAUGUGUCAUCACUUGCAGGCCAAAGGGUUACAGACAAGUAAAAGGAACGUUUACCUUAGAAUACUGUUAACAAUAUUCUGUUGAAUUAACCUGUUUUAUUGACCUAUCGCCAUUAGCAAGUUGGCCACGCCCCUUUAAUAGACAACCCUAUGUAUAGGUUUUGUACACUAAAUUUUGUUUGUCUAUUAUGUUGGGCGUUCCGCGUUCAUUUGUAGCGUAUGCUGUGGUGGACAAGCCAUGUUGAGUUGAAAAUGCAGCCGUGAGCGACCUCGUUCCUCAUGGGUACGAUCUUGCUGCGCCAUGUUGUUUCCCAUCAUGCCUUGCGCGACGACGCGCACGCGCCCAUGGAGUCGAGGCUGAGCCGUGAUUGUCGGUAUAGAGAGGCGUAAGUGUCGUAAUUGAUCCACGCAGAAACCCGAGUGAAGAAUCCCACCGUACCCGUCAUCAAAUCUGUCAUAAUUGGUGUGAGGCUAUUGCAGCACAAUCCUAAUCAUUGUAGAAAUAAUGUGGUUGCCCUUGAGCAAGUAGCGGCCAUUUUGCCUCCCAUGUCUUGGCAAGCUGACUUUGCGUCAUCCCAAGUUUGCUUUCAUAGAGUGAAGCGAUAUUCAGGCGUUCUGGAACAAUUGUGGCGCGCAAGAGCAGUGUGUCAGGAGAGGCAGGAACCUGACCCAAACUGACCAUUUCUAUACAUUAACAGCUGAAGUGAUUGCUACAAAAUUAACCAGUCUAUUAACCAGUUCAGAAUGUAAGUAUUGAGGUAGACUGAUGCAGAAUAAAAAGUGGUGGUCGCGCAUUUUAAUUAUAUGCAGAAGGAAUUAAUCUUUUUUCUAUUGUGCCAAAAAUCAAGAAGGUGGCAUACAAUAGAUCGUGUAGCCAUGGUCACUUUAUCGUCAAAUAAUAGUAAGGGUAUAAGAAACUAGUCUUUGUGGUAAUGACGGUUGGGAGAGACCAUUAUUUGUAAAAAUCGUGUUUCCCCCCCCCCCCCCCCCCUGUGAAUGAACUCUAGUUUGAAAACAAUUCAGCCACUCUUUUUAGCAAGGGUCAAUGAUAGAUGGCAAAAAUAACUGACUGAAAAAUGUUGACGUAAGUAAACAAAGUAGUAAAAUCAGCCCCACGCUUGCUCCCCUUCGUUUGCAUGAGGGUUAUAAAAAACGUUCGUAUUACAAUCUUUAGGAAAAGGUGUUGCAAUACAAUCAUCAAUAAUAUGUUAUCGUGAGAGAAUGUAAUGGAUUACAUGUACGUGUACAUAAAUUACGGCGCCUUACACACUUACGUUGCCAUAAGGGAUUGCUGAAAGUCUUUGUUUUUCUUUAGCAACUUUGCUUUGAAUAAUAUAACAUUUUAUAUAAAUAUGAAAAUAUUUAUCCUUCGAUUUUCAAUACUCUUUUGAUUCUUGCUUUAUAUAUUAAAAACACGGGUAUCAUAGGUAUUAAAUUACUACCCUCAGGUCUUAGAUCAAGAUUCGUUAAACAAUAAAUGUUGGUGUGAUAAAACUA